CGGAGUUCCGGAGAAAGCGAGAGGGUGGCCGGAGCAUGGCGGACCAGAUCCCUCUGUACCCGGUGCGCAGCGCAGCGGCGGCCGUAGCCAGCCACAAACGCGCGGCCUAUUACAGCGCCGCGGGGCCCGGGCCGGGGGCCGACCGUCGCGGCAGGUACCAGCUGGAGGAUGAGUCCGCCCAUUUAGAUGAAAUGCCACUAAUGAUGUCUGAAGAAGGUUUUGAGAAUGAUGAAAGUGAUUACCACACACUACCACGAGCUAGGAUAGCACGAAGAAAAAGAGGGUUGGAAUGGUUUGUCUGUGGUGGAUGGAAGUUCCUCUGUACCAGUUGCUGUGAUUGGCUGAUAAGUGUUUGUCAAAGAAAGAAAGAAUUGAAAGCUCGCACAGUAUGGCUGGGAUGUCCCGAGAAAUGUGAAGAAAAGCAUCCCAGAAAUGCCAUAAAAAAUCAGAAAUACAAUGUGUUUACCUUUAUACCUGGGGUUUUAUAUGAACAGUUCAAGUUUUUCUUGAAUCUCUAUUUUCUGGUUGUAUCCUGCUCACAGUUUGUGCCAGCAUUGAAAAUAGGCUACCUCUACACCUACUGGGCUCCUCUGGGAUUUGUCUUGGCUGUUACUAUCACACGUGAAGCAAUUGAUGAAUUUCGGCGUUUUCAGCGAGACAAGGAUGUGAAUUCACAGCUAUAUAGCAAGCUUACAGUAAGAGGUAAAGUGCAAGUUAAGAGUUCAGACAUACAAGUUGGAGACCUCAUCAUAGUGGAAAAGAAUCAAAGAAUUCCAUCAGAUAUGGUAUUUCUUAGAACUUCAGAGAAAGCAGGUUCGUGUUUUAUUCGAACGGACCAGCUAGAUGGUGAGACCGACUGGAAGCUGAAGGUAGCAGUGAGCUGUACCCAACGACUGCCGGCCCUGGGGGACCUUUUUUCUAUCAGUGCUUAUGUUUAUGCUCAGAAGCCACAACAAGAUAUUCACAGUUUUGAAGGAACAUUUACCAGGGAAGACAGUGACCCUCCCAUUCAUGAAAGUCUCAGCAUAGAAAACACACUGUGGGCAAGCACCAUUGUUGCGUCAGGUACUGUAAUAGGUGUUGUCAUUUAUACUGGAAAAGAGACUCGAAGUGUAAUGAACACAUCCAAUCCAAAAAAUAAGGUUGGUUUGUUGGACCUCGAGCUCAAUCAGCUGACAAAGGCACUAUUUCUGGCCUUAGUUGUUCUUUCUGUUGUUAUGGUAACCUUGCAAGGAUUUGCAGGCCCAUGGUACCGCAAUCUUUUCCGGUUCCUUCUUCUUUUUUCCUACAUCAUUCCUAUAAGUCUACGUGUGAAUUUGGAUAUGGGUAAAGCAGCAUAUGGAUGGAUGAUUAUGAAAGAUGAGAAUAUUCCUGGUACAGUUGUUCGGACCAGCACAAUACCAGAGGAACUGGGGCGCCUGGUGUACUUACUGACAGACAAAACAGGGACUCUCACUCAGAAUGAAAUGGUAUUUAAGCGGCUCCAUCUGGGCACUGUUUCCUAUGGAAUGGACACGAUGGAUGAAAUCCAGAGCCAUGUGCUGAAUUCCUACUCACAGGUAUACUCUCAAGCAAGUGGAAGCAACCCCAGCUCAGUUCCACUGAGAAGAACCCAGUCUUCAACUCCUAAAGUUAAAAAAAGUGUCAGCAGUCGAAUCCACGAAGCAGUGAAAGCCAUUGCUCUGUGUCACAACGUCACUCCUGUGUACGAGUUUCGGGCUGGAACCACGGGAGAGACUGAGUUUGCCGAAGCAGAUCAAGACUUCAGUGACGAGAACCGCACCUACCAGGCGUCUAGCCCCGAUGAGGUCGCGCUGGUACGGUGGACAGAGAGUGUCGGGCUCACUCUGGUCAGCAGGGACCUCACCUCCAUGCAGCUGAAGACACCUGGCGGCCAGGUCCUGACCUACUGCAUCCUGCAGAUAUUUCCCUUCACUUCCGAGAGCAAACGGAUGGGCAUCAUCGUCAGGGAUGAGUCCACAGCAGAAAUCACGUUUUAUAUGAAAGGUGCUGAUGUAGCAAUGUCCACCAUUGUCCAGUAUAAUGAUUGGCUGGAAGAAGAGUGUGGAAACAUGGCACGGGAGGGGCUGCGGACCCUCGUGGUGGCAAAGAGGACUCUGACGGAAGAGCAGUACCAGGAUUUUGAGAGCCGAUACAGUCAGGCCAAGUUGAGCAUCCACGACAGGACCCUCAAAGUGGCUGCAGUGGUGGAGAGCCUGGAGAGGGAAAUGGAGCUGCUGUGCCUCACUGGGGUGGAGGACCAGCUGCAGGCCGACGUAAGGCCCACGCUGGAGAUGCUGCGGAAUGCUGGGAUCAAGAUAUGGAUGCUCACAGGCGAUAAGCUUGAGACAGCAACUUGCAUUGCCAAAAGUUCACACUUGGUGUCUAGGACACAAGACAUUCAUAUUUUCAGACCAGUUACCAGUCGAGGAGAGGCCCAUUUGGAGCUGAAUGCCUUUAGAAGGAAACACGAUUGUGCACUGGUCAUAUCUGGGGACUCUCUGGAGGUCUGCCUGAGGUACUAUGAACAUGAACUUGUGGAACUGGCCUGCCAAUGCCCUGCCGUAGUCUGUUGCCGCUGCUCACCCACCCAGAAGGCCCAUAUCGUGACCUUGCUGCGCCAGCACACUGGGAAGCGUACCUGUGCCAUUGGUGAUGGAGGAAAUGAUGUCAGCAUGAUCCAGGCAGCAGACUGUGGGAUCGGGAUUGAAGGGAAGGAGGGCAAGCAGGCCUCACUGGCAGCAGACUUCUCCAUCACGCAGUUCCGACACGUUGGCAGGCUGCUCAUGGUGCACGGGCGGAACAGCUACAAGCGGUCUGCAGCACUUGGCCAGUUCGUCAUGCACAGGGGCCUCAUCAUCUCUACCAUGCAGGCUGUGUUUUCAUCAGUAUUCUACUUUGCAUCCGUCCCUCUAUACCAAGGAUUCCUCAUGGUAGGGUAUGCAACUAUCUACACCAUGUUCCCAGUGUUCUCGUUAGUACUAGACCAAGAUGUGAAGCCAGAAAUGGCGAUUCUCUACCCAGAGUUAUACAAGGACCUCACCAAGGGGAGAUCCCUGUCCUUCAAGACAUUCCUCAUCUGGGUUUUAAUCAGCAUUUACCAAGGAGGCAUCCUCAUGUACGGGGCCCUGUUGCUCUUCGAGGCAGAGUUUGUCCACGUCGUGGCCAUCUCCUUCACAGCCCUGAUCCUGACCGAGCUGCUUAUGGUGGCUCUCACCAUCCGGACGUGGCACUGGCUGAUGGUCGUGGCAGAGUUCCUCAGUUUGGGCUGCUAUGUGGCCUCACUAGCUUUUCUAAACGAGUAUUUUGGUAUAGGCAGAGUAUCUCUUGGCGCUUUCUUAGAUGUUGCCUUCAUCACAACUGUGACUUUCUUGUGGAAAGUGUCGGCUAUCACUGUAGUCAGCUGUCUUCCACUCUAUGUGCUCAAGUACUUGAAACGAAAGCUGUCCCCUCCCAGCUACUCCAAGCUGUCCUCCUGAGAGUGACAUGAGCCUGGGUAGAGACGCCCCUGUGCUGGGCAGUGUGAGGAGCGGGUGCUCACUCGGCUGGGCCCAGCUUUCCUCGCGGGCAUCCAUGCUGAAGCAGGCCAUUUCCUACCACAUCAGCGACCGCUUCGCCGCGCCGCCCAGUGUCUGUCAUCCGAGCGCGGACGGUGCUUUCCUUUGAUGGUGAACCCCACGGAGAACACUGUUCCUGCCUGGACAGUGAAUGCUGCCACCGGAGAUGCCAUGCCUGCACGUGCCACCGCUCCUCAGUAGAUGGCGGAUCUGCACAUCGACCCUCUGCCCCAGGCACACUCCUCUUCAGAUGCAGUUUGGCUUCCCAGUGGGCACCCCAGUCAUGAUCCCCUGCACCGAGACCAAGCUCUUCACAUGCACACACACACAAGCCCAGGUGGCCGAGCAGUGACAUUCCUCAACAUAAUCCCAUUGCAGCUAUGAAUGUAAGCCAUUCCUCAAAGGCAUUGCUGUUAGCUAACAUGUUUUUAAAUCCCACCCUUUUUUAUUUGUAAAGUCACAUGCGGAACAGUUUCUGUGCAUAGCAAUCAGCUGUCCUGUACGGCUCCCAUCACCAACCAAGAUGCUUCUGCUGAGCAACGGGUUUCUCUGGUCCACUUGGGCUAACCCCCACUCACACCAGGCUCUGCUGUGGGCUGCACCGAGGUGUCUUGAGAUCCCACCCCUUGGAGAGGCCUGGAGCUCCCACGGGGCCUGCCGGGUGCAGUGUUCUUCCCAUGUGUCAUGUGGCAGUGCCUCCCAGUGCUGUGGGGCAUGGGCCUGUUCUUGGCUGCAGACCUGGCCUGUUGGAGAAGCUCUUCACACCCUGUAAAGCAAGAUGUUGGAGUGUUCUUAGUCUCGGGGUUUCAUAGGUGCCCAUGGUCCGCUUGACUUCCCAGCUACGAUGGGCCCUACCACUCAGAAAUCCUUGGGGCAGGCCAGGCGGAGUGGGACACGGGAUGGUCCUGACAGGCCAUGGGCCUGGGGCACGACCCUCCACCCAGGCUCCUUACAGGACAGACUCUUCAGCCCCAAAUAAAGCUGCUUUCUUUCUCAUA
Jaculus jaculus (lesser Egyptian jerboa) is the source of this 4555-nucleotide messenger RNA. It is a transcript of the gene Atp9b, whose product is annotated as ATPase phospholipid transporting 9B (putative). Gene Ontology annotation, biological process: endocytosis; retrograde vesicle-mediated transport, Golgi to endoplasmic reticulum; phospholipid translocation. Gene Ontology annotation, cellular component: trans-Golgi network; plasma membrane; endosome. Bases 36 to 3479 code for a protein of 1147 amino acids. The transcript is spliced from 30 exons. Gene Ontology annotation, molecular function: magnesium ion binding; ATP binding; ATP hydrolysis activity. The record is from RefSeq and is a predicted model, not a curated record. Lineage: Eukaryota; Metazoa; Chordata; Mammalia; Rodentia; Dipodidae.